Molecule: messenger RNA, 795 nt
Organism: Pseudovirgaria hyperparasitica
Lineage: Eukaryota; Fungi; Ascomycota; Dothideomycetes; Acrospermales; Acrospermaceae
Exons: 2
Coding region: 328-795 (155 amino acids)
Source: RefSeq, a predicted model, not a curated record
CGCAACACGUAUGGUGCCAGAGAGAUCUUCAUGUAUGGCAGACGGACAUGGAGACAUGGUUUCUGUAUGUGUAAACUAGAUGACAGUAUAAUGCAUGAUGCCUGGUGCGGCUUGUGUGUACUGGUUGACAUCUUAACGCGUUCUUGUUGUUGCUGUUGUGACACGCCUCGGAUUGUAUAACAGGACAGGUUAAGAUUUCGUCUGGGUAGGAGGUAGGUCUUGCGAUCGCAGGUAGGUCUUGGGUCCUUGAUGAUCAUUUGUUGACAUGAUGGUUGAUCUGUAUCCCGGUCACGACGUCGAAGGUAUGUACCGUUGGCGGACUGUCCCAUGGUGUCUGACUACGGCAUAUGUCGUGCUUUGGUACGGGCUGCAUUUUAUGUCGAAGGUCAUGCAUGGAGUAAAGUAAGAGCAGUGUAUGAGAUGGCGAAUUGGAAAGGGGUUAUGACGGUGUCUGGAGCGCAACCUAUCCGUCUGGAGUUGAUGUACUCCCACGAACUGGUGCGUUCAUCUGGAGGACCUCGAUCGUGGCAGCCGCCUCUAUGGACGACUGCCCCCGAUCGAGUAGAGCACUUAGGGGGCAUAGCCCAGCUAAAAAGGUCUCUCGGGGGGCUCAGUCAGCGCAUUGCUGCCCCCUCGCCAGUCAGAGCAGUUGGACUCGAGAUGGCCAGCCGAGACAUUUGUGGCACCCGCGAAACAUGGCUGCCUCAGACCGGAUCUACGCCCAUGACCGGGCCUUACGCAGGCACUCGACACAAUGCCCUUCUCGAUACACAAUUGUCUACAUGGUCUCCAUAG